Messenger RNA from Leptinotarsa decemlineata (Colorado potato beetle), 4701 nucleotides. RefSeq names its product bitesize (gene btsz). NCBI's taxonomy places the organism in Eukaryota, Metazoa, Arthropoda, Insecta, Coleoptera, Chrysomelidae. Gene Ontology annotation, molecular function: neurexin family protein binding; small GTPase binding. Gene Ontology annotation, cellular component: exocytic vesicle; plasma membrane. The record is from RefSeq and is a predicted model, not a curated record. Gene Ontology annotation, biological process: intracellular protein transport; exocytosis.
GUUGGCGUAGGGGUCAGGAACCCGACCUCUUGGACAUCCUUCUACCGGAAGGCGACGAUUACAAGCUGGUGUUCAUCAACUCGGACAGUUCCUCCAAGGAGGAGAUAUCCUCCAAGGAGGAGGACGACAAUGACAGUUCUUCGACCGCAUCCAGUUUUCCGAUUGACGAAUGUGACUGGGACUAUUUUGAGCCGGGCAGCGGGAGACCAUCCGCCGUCAUCAAUUGGUCGUCGCCCUUUGGCUCUCCUAGGGUGUACAGGAGGGGAGUCCUAGAAUCGCCCAUUGGAUCGCCGUUGGUGUACAGGAGACGAAUCCGCGAAUCCGAUACCGGCACCGACGAGGACAACACCCGAUUGGACAGUGGCUCACCAGCAUCCUCCGACAGUCUAUUUCCGACGCGAAUCGCCUCCGAAGAAGCUUUCGAGCACCGCAUCGAAAGGCCGACGGAGGAGUCAGCCGCGUUGCAAUGCUUGCACGCCGACGACGCUCCUCAGCGGGCGCCUUGUCACAAUUGCGGAGCGUCCACCCAGUACAUCCCCAUACCCGUACCGGUGCCCAUUCCCUUCCCCGUACCCGCCUCGUGGACCCCCCAGGACACGGUGCUUUUGUACGGAGGAGAACAGAGCACAGGCUCGCGUUUGCGAGUGCUGCCGCGAAACUUGUGGCCGUAUCUAGCACAGGCGGCCCUUAUCUGGCCGAAGAUAACCGCAGGUGAGCUCGGUCCGCAGUCGGUUCUUCACAACGAUAUCAGUAGUUGCGAAGCGAGCACCGGUGCGACGAUGCCCAUCGCCACGGACCGUGACUCCCCGUCGGCCAGCAAAAGCGGGGCCGAACCCGGCGAAGAAAAGGAGAGCGACGCUCCGGACGAAACCGAUAAACCAGUAGUUAUCGAUGAAGAAGAACUCACGGGGUACCUGGAAUGCGAGAACCGAUACCUCUCUUCGAGCGACGCUUCGAAGGAUUCCAGUGACUCGAGUGACACCAGUGAGAACUCCAAACCGCGAGUGCGAAGAGUGUACAAUGUGAACGGCGGCGAGGGUAGGCAGAGCGACGACGCCUUGCCCAGCAGCAACGUCACCAGCGAGGAAGAGGACAGCUCUGUCAGGGAGGACGACAUGUCAUCCUCGGGUUCCGCGGACACUGAUAGUGAUGACACGGGAACCGUGGCCGACCAGAAGCCCAAGAGGUUCUCACGUGUUUUUGUCGUCAAUAAGAACCUGUCAUCAUCCUCCAACGAGUCCAGCUGCAGCAGCCACUCGGAAUCCUCGGACGAUGAUACCGAUACGGAGAUGGACUGCACCGUCAUCCUAACAAACAUCAAGCAACUAGACGAAAACGACCUGGAAAACGAUGCAAAUGUAAAUAACGCAGGUGAAAAUUCACCUGUUGAUAACGCCGAUAAGGAUAUGAACCAAGUCAGAGUCUGUGAUAACGAAACAAGUGAUAAAAAUAGUGAGAAUGAACCUGACGGCAUAGAAUCGGUAAACAAGGAAUCUCCGAUGGCUCUCAAGGAAUCCGAGUACAUAUCGUCCAGUCCAGGGUUGUCGGACGUCAGCGCGGAGUCCCUGAACUCCAGCGACGUGGACCAAAUCAGAUUGUUUACGGGCGACACCAUCGCCGAAGAGGAAACUCCUCUAUCGGAAGCAGCAGAGCAGGAUGGCCACUGUGUCGCGAUCGCUGAACGGAACGAGAUCCGGUCUAGCGGACCCGUUAGCGUAGGGGGGGAGUCGCAAAAUACGCGCGACCACGGAGGUGUACCAGCAGGUGCGAUAGUUUCUGGCGAGUCUUUGGCACGUCAUGCAGCGCGUUAUACGAGCCUUGUGAUGAUAACGCAGGAGCCCGCCCCCAAUUAUCAACAAGUGAGUGUCGUGACGUCGGAUACUACCACUCUAGUGCAGGAUAAUGACGUCAUCGUUAGGCACACCAACUGGCAGACCGAGGCGAAGAGAAAUAGCCAGGGAAAGUCGAACGAUAAUCAGAACCGAGAAGGAGAGAGCGUAACCGUGAUAACUGGGGGCGAGACUCUCUCUGCCUUCGAAGAAGGCUUGGCGGAUGACGACUCCUGGGUGGAGAACCUAAGCUACGAAGACGACGAAGAUGAAUUCGCUACAAACUCUCCUACUGAUGACUCCUCCUCCGGGGAGGAAGUCACUCUCACUUGUUCGGCAGCCAUAGAUCAGGAGGAAGAUCUCAGAGGAUACCAUCGAACUGCAAUUGACUUCACGUUACAUACAAUCGUCGAGGAAAGUUGUGAAGAAAGUGAAGUAGAACAAAAUGCCCCUAAGAAGAAGGAAAGGCCGGCCUCUGCCACUGACUUGGAGAAAUAUUUUUUCUUUGGCCUUGGUGACGGUACUAUACCCUCCAUCAACUCGAACAGAGAGGAUGCCUUCUCAGAAACUAGCAGCAUUUACAGCGAGGGUAUGGAAUCCCUCGGCGGAGAUGAAACCAUUCAGCAGAAUGACAACUCCGAUCCUGCUGAACUGGCUUCCUCCAGACUGGAAAAAUACUUCUUGAGCGGUUUUAUGGGCUUCACGGCUGAAAGGAGAGAUUCCGAUGGUAGCGUUGGAAGCGAUAGUGAGGGUAGGCCAAGUCCCGAACAGAGAAGGAAACGAUUGGUUAGAGCUAGAGGUACUGGUCGAUCACAUUCAUCGUCAUUGGACAAUCUCGAUAAUGCUGGCAAUGAACAGGUAGCCGAAACUCAGCUAAAUUCUGAAGAUUCCUCCAGCUCCGAUUCAGAAAUUUACGAUGAGAUUAGCAGUUUUGAAAAAUCUGAUGGCCAGUUCGAUACGGUCAAACGAAAAAAAGGUAAGAAACAUAAAAAUUCCACGUCUCCUGCUGAAGAACCUAAAAACUUGGAAACAACUCGGGAAGUGGAAGAAAAAGAUAGUGAAUCAGAAGAAGACGGCCAGAAAACACCGCAACCAGAGAUCUCCCCGACACCUUCGAAUCUUACCACUACGAAAAACCAACAGAGCAGAGAUAGCGGAUUCAUAGGAAGCUGUGAUGAUCUGCUUAGAGAGCAGAGGGAUAACACCACGCCCGAAGUACCUCCUGGAAAAACCGAACUAAAACUUGAUCUUGAAAACAUCGCAGAAGAGAAGAAAUUGGAAGAAAUAAUCGCUUCAACGUCAGCUCCUCCAGCCACGUCACUCACACGGAAAGACAGCUUUAACAAUUGGAGCUCCGACGAAGAAACCAACCUCAUGAUGAGCAAGAUGAGGCAGUUCUUCAAGACGAUGGUUGCCAACUCUCAGUUGAGUUCAUCGUCGAAACCAACAACACCGACAUUAAGUUCACGAUUGUCUCCCAAACCAUUGCCAAGUCCACGUACCAAAAAUCGUUCAAAACCUCCUCAACUCGUAUAUUUUGAAAACGAGCUGACAAGAUUGAUGAAAACUGUUCCAGGAAUCAGAGACGACCAGGUUAAAGAAAUUGUCGAAUACCUGAGUAGCGAAGAUACUUGGAGCGAUUCGUACGACUCCUCAGAUUACACGAGCUCAGAUUUGGAAGUGACAACCACAAAGUCAGUUCUACAGCAACAAAUAUCUGAUAGCUGCAAACAGAUUAUCAACAAGUUCGACACCAGUGUCGAUGAUGAAGGCGAUGAAGGUGAUGGUGGGAUUGUGGAUGAAACACAUGGAUUGAACAAAGAAACAUCUUUCGUUUAUCAGAAGUUGGUGGCGUCGUUUGAAAAAAUGGCUACAGGGGAUAACGAUGCUGAAGCCGUUCCAAAUCUAGCACCCCACAGUUCUCCUCCGCUAAUAGCGAAAGUGAUGCAUCACAUAGGAAGCCGCUUGGUGGCACUGAUGCACGAGGUGUCAAGCGGGGAGAGUCAUAAAAGUAACUCGCCCAAGACAAAACACUACCACAGACGACUGCAGCACAAGCUGUCAUCAGCUUCUAGUACAACGACGGAGGAUGACUGCCCAGAGGGCAGUGUUGAUCACUUCGGAGGGUUCGAGGAGAACCUCACUCCGUACAACUUGCUUCCAAGAAGCAGAUCUCAUGAUUUAUUACUUAGUGAGGCAAAAACUUUGCAUCAAUCAUCGGGAGGUGUAUCGGAUAUUGUGGAGGAACGAGAAGCUAGUGAUUGUGAACGGUUCAGUUGGCGAGGCAGCUUCGAGUCUGCCUUGUUGGCUACUGACUCUAGGAAUAAACUGUCGUUGUUAGGAGGUGAAGCGUCAGCUUCAGCUUCUGCUCUGGCUAUCGCCGCGAAACGCCGAUCAGCAGGUGAUUUGUUAUUCAGUCAUAAAAGUUUGAGCCGGGAACAACUUGAUAGAGUGCGAAGUUGUGGGAGUAUCGGGGGUGCUAACAGUGAGGACAAGUUAUGGGUGGCUUCAGCGAUAAGGCCGAACAGAAGAAGGUCUAGUGUCCCGGACGCCUCUUGCGGAUCAGGUGGGUCUGCCGAUGGUGAGGAUGAAGACGAAGAAAUGGAGAGUCGUUCGACUUUGCCUAGGAGUUUACAAAGUGGUGCGCCUACAACUAACUCCCUUCCGCGACUUCCCACAAACGCUUCGUCUACUAAUAUGCUGAAAAGCCAGAGCAUGCACCACUUCCUGCCUCAAAACGUAAAGAGUGCUCGGUACCGCCCUCCGGGUGCUAGACUUACUACGAUUCCGAAACGGGCUGUUUCCGCGCCGGGUUUGCAGCCGUCACAUCAGCGCCGAGGGAGGAGAUCUCAGCAACCUAAUGUUCCUAGUG